This is a messenger RNA of Striga asiatica, 396 nucleotides long. The record is from the annotation of a GenBank genome assembly. Lineage: Eukaryota; Viridiplantae; Streptophyta; Magnoliopsida; Lamiales; Orobanchaceae.
AUGUUUCCUCCGGCACCUCACACAGUCACCGGCGUCAGCCCAUCGACGGCGUCGGCGGCCACAUCAACGUCGCCGAACACGUCCAGCACUGGAGAACUCAGCUCCACCGUCGACCACCCUAGAAGCGGCCAAAGGGCGCUGCCGCACAACAAACACUCGCCUCCCGCCGCCGCCAUUGGAAAAUUCAGCCGCGUUGCUCCUCCGUGUAGUCGCCGGAAAUCGCCCUCGGAGACGAACCAGGCAAUCUCUUCUACAUCGUCGUCGAACUGCUUGAACGGAAUACCUGCUCGUACUGGAGGAGGAGGUCACUGGCCGGAGACGACGAAGACACCGAAGUCGCCAGAGAUACAAAUUAGGGACAAGGUCGGCCCAUCAAAAUUGAAAGUGAAAAAAUGA